Prosopis cineraria is the source of this 1616-nucleotide messenger RNA. Its product is annotated as GDP-L-galactose phosphorylase 2. Gene Ontology annotation, cellular component: cytoplasm. Gene Ontology annotation, molecular function: GDP-D-glucose phosphorylase activity. NCBI's taxonomy places the organism in Eukaryota, Viridiplantae, Streptophyta, Magnoliopsida, Fabales, Fabaceae. Bases 17 to 1318 code for a protein of 433 amino acids. The record is from RefSeq and is a predicted model, not a curated record. The transcript has 7 exons. Gene Ontology annotation, biological process: glucose metabolic process.
AAAGAAAAAGCCAAAGAUGCUGAGCAUCAAAAGGGUUCCCACCGUUGUUUCUAAUUACCAAAAAGAGGAGGGAGGAGAGGCUACGCGCCAUGUCGGAGGCUGUGGUCGUAAUUGCUUGAAAAGUUGUUGCAUUCAAGAUGCGAAGCUUCCCUUGUAUGCUUUCAAAAGGGCUAGCAAGGUCGUUGAAAAGGAUGAAGGCAAGGAGGCCCCCGUGGCCUUCUUGGACUCCCUGAUACUUGGGGAGUGGGAAGAUCGCGUGCAGAGAGGGCUUUUCCGCUACGAUGUUACUGCCUGUGAAACCAAGGUGAUUCCCGGUGAGUAUGGUUUCAUUGCCCAGCUGAACGAGGGUCGCCAUCUCAAGAAGCGACCAACUGAGUUUCGAGUUGAUAAGGUCUUACAACCCUUUGAUGAAAACAAGUUCAACUUCACAAAAGUUGGGCAAGAAGAGGUUCUGUUUCAAUUUGAAGCUAGUGAUGAUGGCAAAAUCCAGUUUUUCUCAAAUGCACCUGUUGAUAUGGAGAAUUCUCCUAAUCUUGUUGCCAUCAAUGUCAGUCCUAUUGAAUAUGGGCAUGUACUGCUGAUUCCUCGUAUCUUUGAAUGUUUGCCUCAAAGGAUUGAUCGAGACAGCUUCCUGAUUGCCCUUCACAUGGCAGCAGAAGCAGGAAAUCCAUAUUUUCGAUUGGGUUACAACAGUUUGGGUGCAUUUGCAACUAUCAACCACCUUCAUUUCCAGGCAUACUAUUUGGCUGUGACCUUUCCCAUUGAGAAGGCUCCUACUAAAAACAUAACCAGAUCAAAUGGUGGUGUGAAGAUAUCUGAAUUGCAGAACUAUCCAGUUAGGGGCCUCGUGUUCGAGGGUGGCAAUACACUUGAAGAUCUAGCCAACACUGUUUCAGAUGCCUGUAUCUGCCUUCAGGAAAAUAACAUACCUUACAAUGUUCUUAUUUCUGACUGCGGAAGGCAAAUCUUUCUCGUACCACAGUGCUAUGCGGAGAAACAAGCCCUUGGAGAAGUAAAUGCGGAGCUUUUGGAUACCCAAGUGAAUCCUGCAGUGUGGGAAAUUAGCGGGCACAUGGUGCUGAAGAGGAAGAAGGACUAUGACGAAGCAUCUGAAGCGAAUGCUUGGAGGCUUCUCGCUGAGGUUUCACUCUCUGAAGAGAGGUUUCAAGAAGUCAAUACUCUGAUUUUCUCAGCCAUUAAUGCUUCUGGUAAGGUGGAAGAUAUUGAACCUCAAUUUCCCCAGGAAGCUGAUGCAGCUAACCCGAGUUCCCACACGGCCAUGGUGGCUGGUUCACAGGGGUGUCUCGUUCUGCAGUGACAAGGAUCCAGCGAUUUCCGUGACAGCGAUCUGUUGAAUAAAAUCACGGUGCUUUCUGUAGUAAAUUGCUAUGUCGUGUUGGAUCAGUUUAACACAGUACCUUAUGGUAUGUUAUUGCUUGAAUUCUAGUAUUGUAUCGUGUGUGUGUGUGUGUGUGGUUCCCAAAGAUUUGGGUACUACUUGAGUGUGCUUUGCUAUUAAGUGAACUUGUAGUGUGCUGGGAUAUGUUUGUGCAUUAUGGUAACUGUAAAACUACGAUGAAUUGAAUAAAUGCUCUUGGGAGCUUAUUAGCUGGUGA